Molecule: messenger RNA, 3130 nt
Organism: Olea europaea var. sylvestris
Lineage: Eukaryota; Viridiplantae; Streptophyta; Magnoliopsida; Lamiales; Oleaceae
Exons: 3
Coding region: 492-2753 (753 amino acids)
Source: RefSeq, a predicted model, not a curated record
UUUUUAGUGGACAUUAGCAGUGGCUUUUCAGCUCUCUGUCUCUCCAUCCUCUGUGAGAUUACACCCCACACCACUCCACCCCACCUACACGUAGAAAUGAAAAUAAAAGGAAAAGAAAAAUUAAGGGCAUGCAUGAUAUUUUACUCUCUUUUUGUGCUUUUAUAUUUAUCUUUACUGUUAGUGGGCUAGUCCUUAUUAUUUUUCCCCAUCUACACUACUUUUCCUGAUUCUCUGAGAAGGAGACAACUCUGAGUACUUGUUUUCAAGUCAUAUUGUGGCUUUUCUUUAGUAGUGGUGCUUUUGCAUUUUUAUUUUUUUGGAGGAUAUCUGGUGUGAAAUGGCCAAAUGCGCGGGCCUGUCUUCGGAUGAGCUUUUGAGAUCAAAAGAUUGGAGAAAAUGAUUGAUUUUGCUAGCAGUUUGUUGAGUUUUUCUUUUGCUUCACUUCUUGAGAUCUAAAGGCAGUGUAUUAAUCGAUGAUACUGGAGUGACUAAUGGAGUUGGACUUCGACAAGUAUUGUGUUGUAGAAGGAAGUCCCACAACAGUCCUACAGGCUCCUAGACCUCAGUCGAAAGUGGGAAAUAGAAAAUCAAAUGGAAAUCUCAAAUGUGGAAAUGAUAUACGGACUAUCAACGAAAACUUUGCUGAGAUUAGCUUUAAUCGCUACCGUAGUGCAUCUUGUAGAGAUGUUCCACGUACAAGCGCCAAACGAGAAGGUAAUGAGGUGCUGAGGAGGGGUUCGGUUUAUCAAAGUUCUAGGGAAGUGAGGCUGAAGAAAAAAAUAGUUCCUGUAGAGGGAAGGAAAAAAAUUGAGCUCUCGCGAGGGAGUGCACCUAUAUUGCCAUUUGGAAUUAUUGAUUCCUUGUGUAGCUCAGAUGAAGAUAGUUUACCAGUUGACCGGAAAAGGUCCUCAGUAAUGUUGCUAAACUCAGAUCAAAGUACAGCAUCUGUUAGCAAUCCCUGUAUAGAGUUGAGUUCUCGGAAUUAUUUAAAUCAUUCUUUCCGUCCUUGUCCAGGAAAAAGUUUCCCACCAAAUGUUUCUUCUUUAUGUUUGGAUUAUGGAGAAAACCAAUCUGUUGUUGAUGCAAAUAGCCAGCCGGUUCAGGAUCCCAAGACCACUUGUGAACCCGUGACUGGUCCUGUAAAUGAUGGAAACAUCUUACGGUAUAGAGAUCAAGAUGUCAUUUAUCACAAGUCAUUAUCAGAAAAAUUGGCUUUAUCGCAUUUUCCUUCUCGAUCAGAGAGUGAUAGCUCGAGGGCCAGCAGUCCAAAAGUCCGGUUUAGUCCUGUUAGAAAGUUGUUCGAUCCAUUUGUUAAAGCCAAGUCUCAGAGAAGUCCGUUGAGUUCUGCUAAUGAAGCUGGCCAGGAAACAUUAACUGGGAUAAAACCUAACAAAAUAUUGCUUGAAUCCCUGCCGCAAGAUUUAGCUGAAAUACCAAACGAUUUGGAAUGCAAUUCUUGGUGUCAAGAGAAAGAGAACUGUUCUUCAGUUUUGCAGUGUUCUCCAGCCCACCUACAUGGCGUUCUCAAGUUGGAAAAUAAACACGGAGUGCCAUUUUUUAAGUUUUCAGUUAAGUCACCGGAAGAUGUUUAUGUGGCAAAGACAUGGAAACCAGAUAAUGCUUUAACUUCGGUCUACACCUUCCAUUCACUUCACCAUAGAAGAAAGAAUAAUGCUAGUGGGUGGGGAUUGAGAAAUGACAACAAGGAAUCGUCUGUGGUGGGACAGAUGCAAGUUUCAUGUUAUCUAUGUACCGAAUUAAAAGGUGCUGGUUCUUUUGACAACUCUAUGGUGACAGAAUUCGUGUUGUAUGACAUCGCACAUCCAACGAAAAGUAUUUCCUCUCAAGAUAAUUCCAAUUCAUCCCUUGAUGUUGCUAAAGCAGCCCGGGUUUCUGAUGAAAUUUUGUAUUGUGGUAAUCCUGAACUGGAUGAGGUCUCUACUAGGAAGAAGACUAAACUUCAACUUAAGCAUUCUCGUGACAGUGGUCACUUCAACUCAUCAACUCCACUUCCUCUGCUGGCAGCAGAAUUGCAUCCGGAGCUUGAAAUUGCAGCUAUAAUUAUGCAAAUUCCUUUUGCGAAGAGAGAGAGUCUGAAAUUUAAGAGUCGGGAUCGAGAGAAUGAUAAGCUGAUUUCUCAGUUGCUUGUUGCUGGUGGGCUCAAGCAGCGAAAGGCAGGUAUUUCUGAUUCUGCGAGUCCUGGAAAAAUGCACGUUGUGAUUCCAUCUGGAAACCACAGUUUGCCAAGUUGUGAAAGUCGAGGCCCUUCUCCAUUACUAGAUAGAUGGAGGUUAGGUGGAGGAUGCGAUUGUGGUGGCUGGGACAUGGCAUGCCCUCUUAAUAUUUUCGACAAUCCGAAUAUUCAAAUUACUGAAGACCAUCCCCCGGUGGACAAUCAGCAUCCAUUGGAACUUUUUGUUCAGGGACGAAGAGAUAGUAUACCGGCACUGACCAUGAGGGCUACUGAUGAUGGACAAUACACUAUUGAUUUUCAUGCUCAGUUAUCUUCUCUACAAGCAUUCUCAAUUUGUGUUGCUAUUUUGCAUACUGCAGAAGCCUCCACCGCCGUCGGGAAGGAGAGAAACAAAGAAGCGUUGCAAUGUGAUUCCAUGAGGGUGUUCGCCGAGGAGGAAAUCAAAGGUUUGAUGGAUGCAAUAGCAGACGACGAGAAAUGCGAAGUUAACAAGAAAAUGGAAGAAGUUUUGCCAUCUUUUGUACUCGAUCCACCCUUCUCUCCAAUUGCUCGAGUAUAGUAGCUCUUGAACAAGUUGAGAUCAAUACCAAUCUUCUCUGUAUCGAUCCAAUUUUGUCACGAGAUACUUUCCACUACCCCUCAACCAUAGGAUGCUCAAAUCAAAUUCAGGCAAAGUUCUUUAUGGGGCUACUCUAAAGACAAGGAUCGCUGCGUUGGAGCCGGGAAACUAUUUUUUUUCUUGGUAUAUUUAAUUUUUUACAUCCAAAAUUUGAACAAAAAAUUAUACUUCUUAUAUAGUUAGAUUGAUAAGUUAGGGAGGAAAUAGUGACCAGUUAAUCAGUGAGAAGUACCUUUUGGGAGUCAUUUGUGACGCUUUUAUAUUGCUUGUUGUACCUACACAAUAAAAGGAAUAUAACCCUUUUUUUCUUUUUUCCA